Messenger RNA from Mytilinidion resinicola, 1870 nucleotides. RefSeq names its product PNK3P-domain-containing protein. Gene Ontology annotation, biological process: DNA repair. The transcript is spliced from 10 exons. The record is from RefSeq and is a predicted model, not a curated record. Bases 52 to 1413 code for a protein of 453 amino acids. Gene Ontology annotation, molecular function: polynucleotide 3'-phosphatase activity; ATP-dependent polydeoxyribonucleotide 5'-hydroxyl-kinase activity; double-stranded DNA binding. NCBI's taxonomy places the organism in Eukaryota, Fungi, Ascomycota, Dothideomycetes, Mytilinidiales, Mytilinidiaceae.
GGACAACAACACCCAUCUCCGAAUGAAGACAAGGAGUAACAAUACCUUAAUAUGGGGCUCGAUCGGCCUGUGCCUGUGAAGAGGGCUAGCACUGACGACCACGAUAUCUCCCCGCCACCGCUGAAGAAGCGGCAGCAAUCAACCACAACGAACAAGGCUGUUGCCAACUUUUUCACCCCAGUCUCAAAGAAAGAGCCCGAAAAGAUGUCGUGGCGAGUUGUCAACGACAGCCUCCUCAUCGGCCGUUACCAGACAUCUGCAGCAGCCCACGCUGUCCAAUCGGGUGCCAAACGUCGCAAAAUUGCAGCUUUUGACUUCGAUUCUAGUUUGAUUACAUCUGCUUCCGGGAAUAGAUUUGGACGUGAUGCAAAAGACUGGAAAUGGUGGCACGGCAGCGUCCCAGGAACUAUGAAGAGUCUUCACGAUGAGGGAUAUCUAGUCGCAGUCGUGAGCAACCAGGGAGGGAUCAAUCUCAAACCCAAUCCAAAGACCAUCAAGAGUGACCAGAAACGACUAGCGGAUUUCAAAGGCAAGGUGUCUGCCGUGUUCAAUCAACUUGACCUUCCGCUUAGCGUAUAUGCUGCUACCACACGAGACCAUUACCGGAAGCCCAGGAUCGGGAUGUGGCAGGAGCUCCUCGAAGACUGCGACCUUGAAUCUGGAGACUCGGUGGACCUAGAGAACUCCUUUUUCGUCGGCGACGCGGGAGGCCGCAAGGGCAACGGUACUCCAGGAGCAUCGAAGGAUCAUUCUUGUAGUGACAGGGACUUCGCUGCAAAUGUUGGUAUCACCUUCUUGACUCCGGAGGAGUAUUUCUUGAAGGAAGACUCUCAACCCUUCGAACGAGACUUCGACCCUGCAAGCUUUAUCGGAGCUCUAUCUCAGAGGUCAGUUGAUGCAGUUCCAUUCUUGAAACGCAGUGAACUGGAAGUCAUACUUUUUUGCGGUAGCCCCGGAGCAGGCAAAUCAUCCUUCUAUUGGCGACAGCUUCAACCCCUUGGAUACGAACGUGUAAACCAAGACCUUCUAAAAUCACGCGAGAAAUGUCUGAAGUCGGCUUCCGCCUCCCUCGAGAAAGGGAUCUCGGUUGUUGUGGACAACACCAAUGCAGAUCCAGAAACCCGAUCACAUUGGAUUAAACUAGCAAAGCAGUUCGGGGUGCCGAUCCGCUGCGUCCUGUUCACUGCAUCGGCGAAACUUUGCGAGCACAAUGACACAGUGCGAGCGUUGAACAUCGGGCCCGUUACAAACCCAGAAAAGCGGACCAUUCUUCCUAAAGUUGCUUUCACUAGUUUUACAUCCAGGUACAAGGAACCCAGGCUCGAGGAAGGCUUCCAAGACAUCUUGAGAGUAGACUUCAAGUUUGAAGGCAGUGAGCAAGAGCAGGCAAUCUGGAGCAAAUAUUGGCUUUGACAAGGUUUGACGCCAUCAUACGGAGAUAAGUAGUGUCUAGCAAGAGCGAUUACAUGCCCUGGACUUGUGCAGAAUAUACUUUUCCGUGGGGAACCGCGAUGUCACUGAUUGCAAUGUCACUCCGCGGCUAGAGUUUUCAUUCGAUUAUUUUUCGAUCCCCGUGGGGAAAACAUUCAAUACUGCCAUACAGCGAUCACAAUAGGACCGGCUACAAUGCUUCUACGGACUCUCCACACUUUCGCGACCACGUUUUCCUCUCACCGUUGUACUGUACCUUCGCGUCGCGGCCGACGGCUGGCCGGGUCGCGGAAACAACACCUCAGGCUGCCUAGGCUGCAGCAGUGCAGAUCGCAGUGCAUCAAACGGCCCAACUAACCUGCAAGGCCAUAGGGCAACGGACGCGCUAGACACGGAUCUGUCAAGCGCACAGCGGUGGGCUAAAUCAGCAGGAACCACG